This is a messenger RNA of Brassica oleracea var. oleracea, 1557 nucleotides long. RefSeq names its product SKP1-like protein 20. Gene Ontology annotation, biological process: SCF-dependent proteasomal ubiquitin-dependent protein catabolic process. Gene Ontology annotation, molecular function: cullin family protein binding. Bases 263 to 1336 code for a protein of 357 amino acids. The transcript has 9 exons. Lineage: Eukaryota; Viridiplantae; Streptophyta; Magnoliopsida; Brassicales; Brassicaceae. Gene Ontology annotation, cellular component: cytoplasm; nucleus. The record is from RefSeq and is a predicted model, not a curated record.
ACUCGAGCCGAGCCACUCACUACACCAGUCCACUGAGUUGAACCGGAGACUAACCAACCAUUGAUUUCGUUUCCGAUAACUCGACGAACUAACUAGCCUCUCCCGCUCGCCACCGUCAGAUUGAAAUCCCCUCCGCCGCUAGUAAACUUCCAUUUCUUAAGCUCAACUUUAAGUUUUUUAUCCCGAAGAGAGAGAGCUUCAAGUUUUUGAAGCAAACAGAGGCAUUGUAUAGUAGGGUGUGUCUCCUAUUUCUUGGAUCUGAAUGUGCAACUAUCAUUUCAUUUUUAAGGAGCCUAAUAGCACCAAUACAGUGCCUGGGUCAUCUAAUCCAUUACCAAUGUCAGAAAGUUAUCUGGCCAUCAUGCAACGAGAGAUGAUGCAGUCCUACAUCUGGCUUAAAACUGCUGAUGGUUCAAUUCACCGAGUGGAAAAAGAGAUUGCGAUCUUCUUUCCCAUGAUAUGUCAAGAGGUCGUAUGCAAGGGUGUUGGAACUUCUAAGAAUCAUCCAAUAUCGCUUCCACAGCAAGUAAAUCAAGCUACGCUCAGCUUGAUUCUUGAUUACUGUAGAUUUCAUCUAGUGCAUGGACGUUCAAACAAGGAACGAAAAACUUAUGAUCAAAAAUUCAUCCGGAUGGACACAACGAUGCUACGUGAGUUGGCCUCAGCCGCUGGCAGUUUACAGCUGAAGCCGUUGGUUGAUCUUACUUGUCGCACACUUGGACGAAGCAUGGAAGGAAAAACCCCUGAGGAGAUGAGAGAGAUACUUAAUUUUCCUGAUGACCUUAGUCACCUUACUGACGAGGAGAGAUUAUUGCCUCUGAAGAACACAAUGGAUGAUCCAGGGAUUCGACUACUGAACAGAUUGAACGCAAAGAAAAGAAAGGAGCUAAAAGAAGGAGAGAGAUUGCAGAAUGUUGAGGUUGAAGAACAUGUGGACGAACGUUCUGUAGAUGACCUGGUAUCGUUUAUAAACGGCGGAGAUGCCAAGGUAGUAAAGACGUCAAAGGGAAAGAAGAAGAACAAGAAAAAGAAGGACCAGAAGAUUGUUUCCUCAAAUGAAAAAGAAGGAGCCGAAGAGACUGGAUCCAUCACGAGAGAGGUAGAGGUACCCAACUUACCUAGUACGGAAGAUGACAUCUUUACGCCAAAGGCCGGGUCUGAAGAUGGAGAUUCAGAUGAUGAAAUGGAUCCAGCCAUGAAGGAAAUGCUUGAUAGAGAGGUAGAAGAUUUUGCUCGAAGAUUGAACUCCAAUUGGGUUGGAUCGCAAGGACAAGUAAGAAGGCCUGUUCACUUUUCCAUGAACGGCAACGGGACUACAAGACGGCAUAUAGGUUAAUCUUCAGGAUACAAUUGAUGAAUUCAAUGGCUUGGCACAGUUUUGGUUGGUUAUAUGAGCAAAUAGGAGAGAGAGAAUGGUUCACCAGUUGCUGAAGUAGAUGCAGUUUUGACUUGAUUUCUUUACUUUGGAAUGAUUGAUCCUUUUAUUUGUAAAACCACGUUUUGAGUAUUUUUGUUGGUGUAUCCAAUUCAGAGUCCAAUUCUAUAUUAGUUUAAUUC